AUGGAAAGUUUGUAUUCUUUAUUAUCAUAGAUUCUAUUGAUUACAACAUCUGUUAUUUUAUUGAUUUCUAUGACAAUUGCUUUUAGGAAAAUCAUAAAAGAUGUCAAUGAUAUUUUAGACUCAACUGAUAAACUUGUAUUUUUCAUAGCAGCAAUUCAAUAGUUAUUGUUAUUGGCAUUCUUAAUUUAAUAAUAUACACUCUUCCUAAGUGGAUUGCGCAUACUCAGAAUGCUUUAAGACAUAAUGCUAUUAAAUUGCUUAAUCAAAUUAGAUAGUGAUAAUGAACAGUCUUACCAGAAAAUUGUAGAUAAAAUCUCCUAGACACUUUCCUUUAUUCUCCUAUCUGUCUGGUGUGUCAUCAUAUUUUUAGAAGGGUUUUAAUCACAUUUUUAAUGCGAUCAAUAAAUAUGGAUGCUCCUUUCUGGAUUGCUGUUGCUUAAUAACAUAAUUUAAUUAUAUUUUGGACUCAAUAUAUUAAUAUAGAUCUACAAAUACUGCCAGGAUUCAAGUAAUCAACACAUGUUUGAUGGUUUACAUAAAAUUAUGAUGGAUGAAUUAUAAAAUAGGAAGGUAUAGGUCAUAGUAUUUGUCCUAUGUAGCAUUAAUUCAUCAGUAAUCAUGUUUUUAUAUGAUUACAACAUUUUUGAUCUGCUUAACCCUACACUAUGUCUCCAAAAGAAUACUAUUACUGAAAUUCUUAUUUAUAUUGCUGUGAUUAUGGUCUCGUACUAAUUGCCUUGCUUAGGAAUUUACUAUGUGUUUUAUCAUAAGAAUAAAAAGUAUUUGAAUAACCACAAUUGGGAAAUACAAAGAAAUAUAGUCAAUUUCUAUGAUGAAAGAAGUGAGAUAGAAUUGGGAGAUUAUUAGAACCCAUAAUGA
Molecule: messenger RNA, 879 nt
Organism: Paramecium tetraurelia
Lineage: Eukaryota; Ciliophora; Oligohymenophorea; Peniculida; Parameciidae
Exons: 3
Source: RefSeq, a predicted model, not a curated record